Molecule: messenger RNA, 1613 nt
Organism: Photinus pyralis (common eastern firefly)
Lineage: Eukaryota; Metazoa; Arthropoda; Insecta; Coleoptera; Lampyridae
Product: UDP-glucuronosyltransferase 2B20-like
Exons: 4
Coding region: 70-1593 (507 amino acids)
Molecular function (GO): UDP-glycosyltransferase activity
Source: RefSeq, a predicted model, not a curated record
UUUCUACUGUGGGAACGUUUUUAUCAAGUGGCAAUGAAGCCAUAUUCCUAGCUUCGCCCACAGUUCGCGAUGUUUGCGCUGUUGGUGCUGUGCACCCUCUCGUGCAGUGGCGUGAGUGCGUCGAAAAUUUUAGGAAUCAGCCUGACACCCUCCUACAGCCACCAGAUCGUAUUUCAGCCACUUUGGAGAGAACUGUCGUUACGCGGGCACCAAGUGACGACGAUCACACCGAAUCCAAUUAACGAUCUCAAACUGAUCAAUUUAACCGAGAUCGAUUUGGGCUUUGUACGACUUUCUAACUUGGAGGUGAAGGGACUGAUGAGACAGUCGACCUUUUUGCACGAGAUUUAUCUCAUGUACACCUUCAUGGCGACCAUGAUGGAUAAACAAUUGGAAUAUCCACCAGUGAAGCAACUCCUGAACGAUCGAAGUGCCAGAUUUGAUUUGGUGAUCGUGGAGUAUCUCUGGACUGCUCCCUUGGCGUUUGCCAAGAGAUUCGAUUGCCCAUAUAUCGGUGUACUGUCCACGGACGGGGUCAAUUCGAAUCACCGAAAGAUUGGAAACCCCGCGCACUCCAGCUUGUAUCCCGAUCUCUUCCUAUCGUACGGCGACAAACUGUCGAUAUUUGAACGCGUGGUUAGCUUCGUCUACGAGCUCUUCUACGAGGUGUACUUUGAAGGUGUCCUGCACGAGCUGGAACAGAAGGUCGUGCACAAACACUUCGGCGAUCACUACCCGUCCGUAGCGGAAAUGGCUCGAAACGUCAGCAUGCUGUUCGUCAAUUCCGACCCCAUCUUCCACCACAAUCGCCCUUUGGUACCGGGCGUCGUGCAAAUCGGCGGCAGCCAUUACCCAAAGGAACCCGUCGGUCUUCCGCCGGAACUGCACCCUUUGGAUGAUGCCGAAUUCAUUUACUUCAGCUUAGGCUCGAACGUCAAAAGCGAAUUUCUAAAGCCGCAAACGAUCGAUAUGAUGCUCGAGGUCUUCGGGGAGCUACCAUACCUAGUGCUGUGGAAGUUCGAGGAGGACUUGCCGAAUAAGCCCAGUAACGUUAUCAUCUCCAGGUGGUUGCCUCAGCGCGAGGUUCUCGCCCAUCCCAACAUUAAACUCUUCAUCACCCAGGGAGGCCUGCAGUCGAUGGACGAGGCAAUCCACGCGCGCGUUCCCAUGCUCGGCAUUCCCAUCUUUUUCGACCAACCGUUCAACGUGAAAAAGAUGGUCAACAGAGGCUUCGGGCUUGAGCUGGAUCACAGAACGCUAGAGAAAAGCGUCUUCAAGGAGACCAUCCUGGAAGUGAUCCAGAAUCCACGGUACCGAAACGUGCUGAGAGAACUGGCGGAUUUGGCCGAAGAUCAGCCGAUGACAGGGAUCGAGAAAGCGGUUUGGUGGUCAGAGUACGUGAUUCGCCAUAAGGGGGCGAGACACCUGAGGAGCCCAUUGCUCGACGUAGCAUGGUAUCAAUACCUCCUUGUGGACGUUUUUGCUGUGCUACUCGUGGGGUUCUUUGUUGUAAUUUAUUUGAUUGUAACAGUUUGUAGGCUUGUAUUCAAAUCAUUGAAAUCGGUUACUGAGCACAAAAGGAAGAACGAUUAAACGGUACCUAUAAAAUGGCU